AUGGGAAAGGGUCGAAAUAAGAACAAGGAUAAAGACGCCUACAGCGGACCGCAGCGGCCAAGACUCGGUCGUCAUGACAGCGACAGCGAUGAGUCGGUUUCUACCCAUCUGACGUUCGACGACGACUUGAGUAGUGUCCAAGGAGACAUCGAGAACCUCGACGACGUUUUCGACAAAUUGACGGAGAAUCUUGAUAAUGCUACGCACAAAAAUGUGUCGAUCCGUACAUCUGCGCUUGACGGACUAAUAUUUGCCCUAACGUCUCAGUACGUUCCAGAAUUUGUGCUGCGGAACAAAAUGACUCUAGUUUCGUUGGCCAACAAACUGGACAACAAAACAGAGGAAGAGGCGACACGCUUGGCCGUUCUCGUCUCACUUGUUGCCAUUCAGGCGGGAGAAGAAAUCAGUGAUUUAAUAGAGGAUCCGUUGUCGCAAAUGCGCACUAUUCUCAUGGACCUAUCGAAGAGCAGCGUUUUGCGAGGAACAUGCGCUCUCUCAAUGGCUGUGACGUCACGAAUCUCAUGUGAAAACGAAGAAAUAAUCGCCGCAAACAUUAAGGCGUGCCGAUUUGCCUGGACUAAUAUUAGAAAUAAUUCUCCGAAUAGCAAACUAUUUUCGAUUUGUCUUCAAUCUUGGUGUCUUCUUUUACUGGACGGUGAUUAUUCGACAAUUAAAGCGGCAACCGAUGACCAACCAAAAAUUGUUGGUUAUUUGAAUGCAGACCAACUUGACAUAAGGAUAACUGCUGGCGAAGCAUUAGCAUUCCUUCAUGAAUAUAUGCAAGAAGCAAAGCCUGGAUAUUCGCGAUUCCCCAAUCAUGAUACUGUUCUAGAGAUUUUUGAGGGAUUAAUUGGAGAUACAACAAAGAGAAAAACGAAAAAAGACAAAAGGAUUCAAAGAUUUUCUUUUAGAGAAAUUUAUGCAUAUUUGAACGACGAUGAAGACACUCCAGAAGUGAAUAUAAAAUUCGGAGAGGAGACUCUCGUUCUUAACUCAUGCACUAUAAAAUUGAUAUAUGAUUUGCUUUGUGAAGUUCUUCAUGGAGGAAUGAUGAAGCAAUUGCAGAAGAACGAGGUUCUUCGGGAAGUUUUCGGUUUAGGAACUCCCCAAUUAACAAGUGAUUCAUCAAUAAGCAAAAUUUCUAGGAUGGCUUAUCACGAUGCUACUCAAAAGGCUCGAAAUCAAAUUCGCGGCAAACAGCGCGACAAAAGAACUGCAGCGUAUUAA
Messenger RNA from Caenorhabditis bovis, 1227 nucleotides. Lineage: Eukaryota; Metazoa; Nematoda; Chromadorea; Rhabditida; Rhabditidae. The record is from the annotation of a GenBank genome assembly.